AUGGUCGGCCUCGGUCCUCGUCGUCCUCCCUCCCGAAAGGGAUCCAUGGCCGAUGUUCCUAAGGACCUCGCCGAGGAGAUUCAAAAGCUCGAGAAGCACUUCACCGUAGAGCCCGCAAAGCUCAAGGAGAUCACUAACCACUUCAUCUCUGAACUCGCCAAGGGACUCACUGUUGAGGGUGGUAGCAUCCCCAUGAACCCUACCUGGGUUAUGUCAUACCCCGAUGGCUAUGAGACCGGAACCUACCUAGCCCUGGAUAUGGGCGGCACAAACCUACGAGUCUGCCAAAUCACCCUCACAGACGAGAAGUCCGAGUUCGACAUCAUCCAAUCCAAGUACCGCAUGCCCGAGGAGCUUAAGUCCGGCACCUCUGAAGAGCUUUGGGAAUACAUUGCCGAGUGUCUCUACCAGUUCCUCGAGACUCAUCAUGGAGACUGCACCAAGCUGGAGAAGAUCCCCCUCGGUUUCACAUUUUCGUACCCUGCCACUCAAAACUACAUCGACGAGGGUAUUCUUCAACGAUGGACCAAGGGCUUCGACAUCGAUGGUGUUGAGGGCGAGAACAUUGUUCCUAUGUUUGAGGAGGCUCUCAAGGCUCGCGGCGUUCCUAUUAAGCUUGCAGCUAUCAUUAAUGAUACUACUGGUACAUUGAUUGCUUCCGCUUACACAGACACCGCUAUGAAGAUCGGCUGCAUCUUCGGCACAGGAUGUAACGCCGCAUACAUGGAGGACUGCGGCUCCAUCCCCAAAAUUGCCGACCUGAACUUGCCUGCUGACCUUCCCAUGGCCAUCAACUGCGAGUGGGGAGCUUUCGACAACGAGCACAAGGUGCUUCCUCGAACUCCCUACGACGUCAUCAUUGAUAAGGAGUCUCCUCGCCCUGGCCAGCAGGCUUUCGAGAAGAUGAUUGCUGGUCUCUACCUGGGUGAGAUCUUCCGACUCAUCCUUGUCGAUCUUCACGACAACAAGAACAUCCACAUCUUUGAGAACCAGGAUAUUGCUCUGCUCCGCAAGCCUUACUCCCUGGAUGCCUCUUUCCUGUCUGCCAUUGAGGAGGACCCUUGGGAGAACUUGCAAGAGACAUACGACCUCUUCAGCAAGAAGUUGAACUUGACCUGCACACGCCCCGAGCUCGAGCUCAUCCGCAGAACCGCCGAGCUCAUUGGCACACGAGCUGCUAGACUCUCGGCUUGCGGUGUUGCUGCUAUCUGCAAGAAGAAGGGCUACGAAUCUUGCCACGUCGGUGCUGAUGGCUCUGUGUUCAACAAGUACCCCUACUUCAAGGAGCGAGGUGCCAAGGCCCUGCGAGAGAUCCUUGACUGGCCGGAGAAGAAGAGUAAGAAGGAAGAGGAUCCUAUCGAGGUCCUCACUGCCGAAGACGGCAGCGGUGUUGGUGCCGCCCUGAUUGCCGCCCUGACGCUUAAGCGAAUUAACGAGGGCAACAUGGCUGGUAUUCUUCAUCCUGAGAACUUCAAAUAA
Molecule: messenger RNA, 1479 nt
Organism: Fusarium sp. VM40
Lineage: Eukaryota; Fungi; Ascomycota; Sordariomycetes; Hypocreales; Nectriaceae
Source: the annotation of a GenBank genome assembly